CUGCCGCUGCUGCCGUUGGCUCCUAUUCUCCUCCUCCUCCUCCUCUCUCCUCCUCUCUGCUCCUCUCUGCUCCUCUCUCCUCCUCUCUCCUCCUCCUCCUCCUCCACCUCCUCCUCCUUCUCCCCCUCUCUCUCCCCCUCUUUCUCUCUUCUCUUUCUCCCCCGUCCCCCCCGCCCCUCCCCCCCAGGCCUGAUGAGCAGGUCUCGCGCCUCCAUCCAUCGGGGGAGCAUCCCCGCGAUGUCCUAUGCCCCCUUCAGAGAUGUACGGGGACCCCCUAUGCACCGAACCCAAUACGUUCAUUCCCCAUAUGAUCGUCCUGGUUGGAACCCACGGUUCUGCAUCAUCUCGGGGAACCAGCUUCUCAUGCUGGAUGAGGACGAGAUACACCCCCUUCUGAUCCGGGACCGGAGGAGCGAGUCCAGUCGCAACAAACUGCUGAGACGCACGGUCUCCGUGCCGGUGGAGGGGCGGCCCCACGGCGAGCAUGAAUACCACUUGGGUCGCUCGAGGAGGAAGAGCGUCCCAGGGGGGAAGCAGUACAGCAUGGAGGCCGCCCCCGCUGCGCCCUUCCGGCCCUCGCAAGGCUUCCUGAGCCGGAGGUUAAAAAGCUCCAUCAAACGCACGAAGUCACAACCCAAACUUGACCGGACCAGCAGCUUUCGCCAGAUCCUGCCUCGCUUCCGAAGUGCUGACCAUGACAGGGCCCGGCUGAUGCAGAGCUUCAAGGAGUCACACUCGCAUGAGUCCUUGCUGAGCCCUAGCAGUGCGGCCGAGGCCUUGGAGCUCAACUUGGAUGAAGAUUCCAUUAUCAAGCCAGUGCAUAGCUCCAUCCUGGGCCAGGAGUUCUGUUUUGAGGUAACAACGUCUUCAGGAACAAAAUGUUUUGCCUGUCGUUCUGCGGCCGAAAGGGACAAAUGGAUCGAGAAUCUACAACGGGCAGUAAAACCCAACAAGGACAACAGCCGCCGGGUGGACAACGUGUUGAAGCUGUGGAUCAUAGAGGCUCGGGAGCUGCCCCCCAAGAAGCGGUACUACUGUGAGCUCUGCCUGGACGACAUGCUGUAUGCACGCACCACCUCCAAGCCCCGCUCGGCCUCAGGGGACACCGUCUUCUGGGGCGAGCACUUCGAGUUUAACAACCUGCCGGCUGUCCGCGCCCUGCGGCUACAUCUGUACCGUGACUCAGACAAAAAGCGCAAGAAGGACAAGGCGGGCUAUGUCGGCCUGGUGACUGUGCCUGUGGCCACCCUCGCUGGGCGCCACUUCACAGAGCAGUGGUACCCUGUCACCCUGCCGACGGGCAGCGGGGGCUCCGGGGGCAUGGGGGGCUCAGGAGGGGGCGGGGGCUCGGGGAGUGGCUCAGGGGGCAAGGGCAAAGGAGGCUGCCCGGCUGUGCGGCUGAAGGCGCGUUACCAGACAAUGAGUAUCCUGCCCAUGGAGCUGUAUAAGGAGUUUGCAGAGUAUGUCACCAACCAUUAUCGGAUGCUGUGUGCAGUACUGGAGCCCGCCCUGAAUGUCAAGGGCAAGGAGGAGGUCGCCAGUGCACUGGUUCACAUUCUGCAGAGUACGGGCAAGGCCAAGGACUUCCUUUCAGACAUGGCCAUGUCUGAGGUGGACCGGUUCAUGGAACGGGAGCACCUCAUAUUCCGCGAGAACACGCUCGCCACUAAAGCCAUAGAAGAGUACAUGAGACUGAUUGGUCAGAAAUACCUCAAGGAUGCCAUUGGGGAAUUCAUCCGUGCUCUGUAUGAGUCUGAGGAGAACUGCGAGGUGGACCCCAUCAAGUGCACGGCGUCCAGCCUGGCAGAGCACCAGGCCAACCUGCGGAUGUGCUGUGAGUUGGCCCUGUGCAAGGUGGUCAACUCCCACUGCGUGUUCCCGAGGGAGCUGAAGGAGGUGUUUGCAUCUUGGCGACUGCGCUGCGCAGAGCGGGGCCGGGAGGACAUCGCUGACAGGCUGAUCAGCGCCUCGCUCUUCUUGCGCUUCCUCUGCCCAGCCAUUAUGUCGCCCAGUCUCUUUGGGCUCAUGCAGGAGUACCCAGAUGAGCAGACCUCACGAACCCUAACCCUCAUCGCCAAGGUCAUCCAAAACCUGGCCAACUUUUCCAAGUUUACCUCAAAGGAGGACUUUCUGGGAUUCAUGAAUGAGUUUCUGGAGCUGGAGUGGGGUUCCAUGCAGCAGUUCCUGUAUGAGAUCUCCAACCUGGACACGCUGACCAACAGUAGUAGCUUUGAGGGUUACAUCGACUUGGGCCGAGAGCUCUCCACACUCCAUGCCCUGCUCUGGGAGGUGCUGCCCCAGCUCAGUAAGGAAGCCCUCCUGAAGCUGGGCCCACUGCCCCGGCUCCUCAAUGACAUCAGCACAGCUCUGAGGAACCCCAACAUCCAAAGGCAGCCAAGCCGUCAGAGUGAGCGGCCCCGGCCUCAGCCUGUGGUGCUGCGGGGCCCAUCGGCCGAGAUGCAGGGCUACAUGAUGCGGGACCUCAACAGCUCCAUCGACCUACAGUCCUUCAUGGCUCGAGGCCUCAACAGCUCUAUGGACAUGGCUCGCCUCCCCUCCCCAACCAAGGAAAAGCCACCCCCGCCACCUCCUGGUGGGGGUAAAGACCUGUUCUAUGUAAGCCGUCCACCCCUGGCCCGUUCCUCGCCAGCAUACUGCACGAGCAGCUCGGACAUCACAGAGCCAGAGCAGAAGAUGCUGAGUGUCAACAAGAGUGUCUCCAUGCUGGAUUUGCAGGGCGACGGGCCCGGCGGCCGCCUCAACAGUAGCAGUGUGUCCAACCUGGCGGCCGUUGGGGACCUGCUGCACUCAAGCCAGGCUUCCCUGACCGCAGCCUUGGGGCUGCGGCCUGCGCCCGCUGGACGCCUCUCCCAGGGGAGUGGCUCGUCCAUUACAGCAGCUGGCAUGCGCCUCAGCCAGAUGGGUGUCACCACGGAUGGUGUCCCUGCCCAGCAACUGCGCAUCCCCCUCUCCUUCCAGAACCCUCUCUUCCACAUGGCUGCUGAUGGGCCAGGCCCCCCAGGGGGCCACGGAGGGGGUGGUGGUCACGGCCCACCUUCCUCCCAUCACCACCAUCACCACCAUCACCACCACCGAGGUGGAGAGCCUCCCGGGGACACCUUUGCCCCGUUCCAUGGGUAUAGCAAGAGCGAGGACCUCUCCUCAGGGGUCCCCAAGCCCCCUGCCGCUUCCAUCCUUCACAGCCACAGCUACAGUGAUGAGUUUGGACCCUCUGGCACUGACUUCACCCGUCGGCAGCUCUCACUCCAGGACAACCUGCAGCACAUGCUGUCCCCUCCCCAGAUCACCAUUGGUCCCCAGAGGCCUGCCCCCUCAGGGCCUGGAGGUGGGAGCGGCGGUGGGGGCAGUGGUGGGGGUGGCGGGGGCCAACCGCCUCCAUUGCAGAGGGGCAAGUCUCAGCAGUUGACGGUCAGCGCUGCCCAGAAACCCCGGCCAUCCAGUGGGAAUCUGUUGCAGUCACCGGAGCCAAGCUAUGGCCCUGCCCGUCCGCGGCAACAGAGCCUCAGCAAAGAGGGCAGCAUUGGGGGCAGCGGGGGCAGCGGUGGCGGAGGGGGUGGGGGGCUCAAGCCCUCCAUCACCAAGCAGCAUUCUCAGGCGCCAUCCACGCUGAACCCCACCAUGCCAGCCUCCGAGCGGACGGUGGCCUGGGUCUCCAACAUGCCUCACCUGUCAGCUGACAUCGAGAGUGCCCACAUCGAGCGAGAAGAGUACAAGCUCAAGGAGUACUCUAAGUCGAUGGAUGAGAGCCGACUGGACAGGGUGAAGGAGUAUGAGGAGGAGAUCCACUCACUGAAGGAGCGGCUGCACAUGUCCAACCGGAAGCUAGAAGAGUAUGAGCGGAGGCUGCUGUCCCAGGAAGAGCAGACCAGCAAAAUCUUGAUGCAGUAUCAGGCCCGACUGGAGCAGAGUGAGAAGAGGCUAAGGCAGCAACAGGUGGAGAAGGAUUCGCAGAUCAAAAGCAUCAUUGGCAGGCUGAUGCUGGUGGAGGAGGAGCUGCGCCGGGACCACCCCGCCAUGCCUGAGCCGCUGCCCGAACCCAAGAAGAGGCUGCUCGACGCUCAGGAGAGGCAGCUUCCCCCCUUGGGUCCAACAAACCCGCGUGUGACGCUGGCCCCACCUUGGAACGGCCUGGCCCCCCCAGCACCGCCCCCCCCACCCCGGCUGCAGAUCACCGAGAACGGCGAGUUCCGAAACACCGCAGACCACUAGCCCACCCAGCCUCACAGACCUUCUCCCUCCCCAUGCACCCCACCCUGGAAUAGCACCCACCACCAGGACUGGAUGUCGCCGAGGGACAGCGGGAUUGCCUCCCUGAAUGCCUCCUUGGGGGGCACCAAUCCCCCAUCCCCACUGCACCAUUUCCAGGGGGGAAGAGUGCGGACCCUUAGCUGUCCCCUUUUCCUUCCUGUUGGGGUGCUGCCCCCUGUGGCCCCCAGGGACCCUUGCCCCAGGACACCACCUACCCCACACAGACCCCUUCACUCUGGGGUGCUAUCCCCAUCCUCUGCCUCAUCGUUCCCCUGAGCACUGGGGGACAGACCCUCACCCCCACCCUGGGGGUGUGGCACCUCCAAACUUUCAACUUCAGGGUGAUUUUUUAGCAGUAACCAGAGCUGACAAUCUAACUCCCCUCCACCGCCCCAUUUUGACCUCCCCUGUCCCCCUUGUUAUGGGGAGGGGACCCCAGGUGAGGGGGCCCUGUUACCCCUUGAUUUCUCAGGAGCGUCUGGGGGGGCUCAGCACGCACAAACUCCUUCUCCUAUUACUCUUAAAUUUACUCCCUCCCCACCCAGAACCCAGAUGGGGUGGAGGGGCCACCGGGGCAGGGAGGGGGCGGCAAGGGGGGAACGGGAGUCGUCUCCCCUUCCUCCCACACCUGAUCUGCUCUUGGCUGGUCCCAGAGCGGGGUGAGGGGGCUUAUGCCCCCCCCUCCCCCAGUGUGUUGGGUGGGGUGGAAUUGAGGUUAGGGUGAGGGGUUAGGGUCUAGGAGGGUGUGUGUGUUAGGGAGGACAGACUAGUUGAUCUGCCCUACCCUGACACACACAGUCCCCUUCGCCCCUCCCCUCUCUCUUCUUGGUCUCUACUCCCAGGGGGAGGGGGGAACUUACUCUAGGAAAAGCCAUGUCUCUCUCCCCCAGGGUGGGGGGACCUGUGUUGGAGGAGGGGUGUUGGGGGCCCCCUUCCAUGACUCUGUCCCCCCAGGGGAGGUAGGACAGGGCUGGGCUUCCCUCUCAUCCUCCCCCCUCCCCAAUCUCCCUCCACCUCCCUCCCUCCCGCCAGCUCCACAAUUUUUCGGUGUUUCUCUGUACAUAGCUCUCUGGCGGGAUAGGGGAGGUAGGAUGGAUGGGGUUUAGGGUGGGUAGGUCAUGGGAGGGGAGAAGCCCCUCCUUGGCACCCCCUUUUCCCUGACUGCUGUCCCCUACCCAGCCUUGCCCCCUCAUCCCUUCUUGCGUUUGGUAUUGAGACUCUUUCCAGACUUCACCCUUCUUUCUUUUGUAUGGACAGUCCCUCUUCAGUCCCAUCCCCCUACACACAUACACCCAGCCGGGGCCAAAUUUAUACUUAUAUAAAAGUUGUAAAUAUGUGAAAUUUUAUCCCUGUGCCCUUUCCUUGCUUUCCCAACCUCAGACCCUACCCCUGGACCCCCUUUCCUCCUCUCUUUGGCUGUUGUAAUUAUCUGGGGUUUGUACUGUACAUAUCGGGGGUGUGUGUGUGUGGGCUGGGGGCAACCCCUCUGUACAGAGCUUCCUGGCCCCCUCCCCCCCCACGCUUCCCUCCCCCUCCACCACCCUAAGGGUAGGGAGAUGCUCUUCCUACCUGUUUUAUUUUGUUUUCUCGUUAUCCCUCCCUACCCUAUCCCAACCCACUCCCGGCCUUCUCUGUCCUCCACCACUAUCCCUUUUUCUCCACUCCCAGCCCCAUUUCCUUUUUUUCUGGAGUGUGUGGUGAAACAGAAAAAUCAUGUUUAAUAAACGGAGAUUGUUCUUUUAUCGCUGUGCUGACUUUCCUAAGCUGGGACCUCCAGGGGGACAAGCAGGGUCCUGCUUUUUGACAGGAAGCUGACAGCCUGGGAGAAACUAUAUCCCUGCAUGAUGCCAGAGUCUCCUCCAGAGUAUCAUUCUCCCACCCAGAGACGAGAUUUAUUCUGUUUUUGAGCAGGGGUUGUGCACUGGCCAGGCUUACCCAAUCUCGCUCUCCCCUCACCACUGCUCCCCUUAAUCCGAAUGAGUAAAGAGGCCAGGGAACAGGAACAUUAUCUGAUAAAAAAUUACAAGUGUAUAUCUGCAGACACACAUAAAAAACAUAUUUAGUAAUUACCCAGAAAUAAGGUUUAUUUAAUUGCUGGGUAAAAUGCUCCCGUAGGGAAUGGAGGAAAGAACUUGGCUCCUCAGCAAAUCUUGAGUUCUAAUCUCAGGCCCGUCACUUGCCAGCUUCGGUUUCCCCCAGGAAACAGCACAGCAACACCUACCUUGCAGGGCUGGGGUUGGAAACAAGGUGAUGUGGACAACGGCUGGCCCACACAACAGGUGCCCACUUAACCUCGCCUUCACAGCACCCAGCAGGGGGCGGGCGCUAUAUUUAAUCACCCGCAGGGCUUACGGGUCGCCCCCUCCUUCCGGGCUAUGGUCUCUCGAGCCCUGGAUCGCCGUCCUCCCACAGGCGCCGCCACCCCGUCCGCCGCCGCGCGGGGGUCAGACACCUCCUGCCAGCACCGCCUUCUCGCCCGCGCAACCAAUCAACACGAGGCUUGUAGGCCACCGCCUUCCGAUUGGCUGCGGCUCUGGCACCGCCCACCGUACCUGGCGUUGGCGUCCGGUGGGAAGGCGGUGGCUUCCGGCCCGGGACUGAGCGGUGUCCGCGGACGCGCUCCGGCCCCGUGCCGCUUGUGUACCGGCGGGGGCGUGGCGGCGGGAAGGGUCUCCCUGCUGGCGCCCACGGUCUCCCGGCGGCCGCGGCUUCCCCGGAAUCGGGCCCUCUGGGCACCGUGAGAAGGAGUGGAGCGGCGGGCGGGAGCCGUCCGGGGCCGGCGAGGUCAGGCGCGUGGCUGGAAGGACCUCCUCAGCUUCCUCCACAGGCCCUGGAAGUGAAACGCCGGUUGGUCUUUUGUUGUGGUCGUUUAGUUUUUCUUUUCUUGGUGGGGGAGUGCGCGGGACUGAUCUGCGGAAACCACCACUGACUGAAAAGUUUCCCCGGGUUCGGUUGGGGAGGCGGGUGUUGUGUGAGGAGACGUGGUUGCCCUGAUCCAGAGCUUCUGUGACCCCCGUCUCUUUCCUCCACAGCCUUCAUCCCGCGGGGGGUCCGCCCCCAGCCCCUCAUCUCCUGUAUUUGAUCCUCUGGGAUCCCUCUUUCUGAGGCGGCCAUAUGGAUACCUCGACGCCCAUGCCCCCCGUUCCCCCCUCCCCGACCUGCAACCCCGCCCCACGGACAAUCCAGAUCGAGUUCCCGCAGCACAGCUCAGUGCUGCUGGAAGCCCUGAACCGCCACAGGCUAGAGGGAAAGUUCUGUGAUGUGUCCCUCUUGGUGCAGGGCCGGGAACUUAGGGCGCACAAAGCAGUGUUGGCUGCUGCCUCUCCUUACUUCCAUGACAAACUUCUUCUGGGGGAUGCGCCGCGUCUCACUCUGCCCAGCGUCAUUGAAGCCGAUGCCUUCGAGGGGCUGUUGCAGCUCAUUUAUUCAGGGCGCCUCCGUCUGCCACUGGAUGCUCUCCCUGCCCACCUCCUUGUGGCCAGUGGCCUCCAGAUGUGGCAAGUAGUAGAUCAGUGCUCAGAGAUUCUUAGAGAACUAGAAACCUCAGGUGGUGGAAUUUCAACCCGUGGGGCCACCUCUUACCACACACUUCUUUCCACCACAUCCUCUCCAGGAGGCUGGUGCAUUCGCUCUUCCCCUUUCCAGACCCCAGUGCAGUCUUCCACCUCUGCUGAGAGCCCCGUUUUAGGGGAGGGGAGUGAACUGGGAGAUGUGUUACAAAUUCAAGUUGAAGAAGAGGAGGAGGAGGAGGAGGAAGAAGAAGAAGAUGAGGAGGAGGACCAGGGGUCAGCAGCACCCUCUCAGACACCUCAGCCUCAGAGAGUAUCAGGGGCUUUUCCCUGUCCUCAUGGAUCACACCCACUACCUAUAUCCACUACUCCCCGCAGGGUUUCAGAGGGUGAGAGUGCACCACUUGAGCCACCUACCCCUCAUACUGCACUGCCCCCCAAAGUCUUCUACAUUAAGCAGGAACCCUCUGAGCCUAAAGAAGAGAUAUCAGGAGGUGGAACUCAGUCUGGAGGAACAAAGGAGGAGACCAAAGUGUUUCCUGGAGGGGACACUGAAGGGAAUGGAGAGCUAGGGUUCUCGCUGCCCUCAGGAGCGGGGGCAGCAUAUGGAGGAGGAGGAGGAGGUCCAUCCUGGAAACCAGUGGAUCUUCAUGGGAAUGAAAUCCUGUCAGGGGGUGGGGGACCGGGGGGGGCAGGACAGGCUGUGCAUGGGCCUGUCAAGUUAGGAGGUACACCCCCUGCCGAUGGAAAACGCUUUGGUUGCUUGUGUGGGAAGCGGUUUGCAGUGAAGCCAAAGCGUGACCGGCACAUCAUGCUGACCUUCAGCCUUCGGCCCUUUGGCUGUGGCAUCUGCAAUAAGCGCUUCAAGCUGAAGCACCAUCUGACAGAACAUAUGAAGACCCAUGCUGGAGCCCUGCAUGCCUGCCCCCAUUGUGGCCGUCGGUUCCGAGUCCAUGCCUGUUUCCUUCGCCAUCGGGACCUAUGCAAGGGCCAGGGUUGGGCCACUGCUCACUGGACUUACAACUGACUGCUGAGGCCGUACACUAAUUUCUAGGAUAAGAGAGCCACUGCUGCUGAUGGAUACUUUGCCCUCACAACCGUCACACCCCUCUUCUGGAUCUUGUAAUCAUGCCAAGAAAAUCUAUAUAUUCUGGAUAUCUUGUUCUUAAGUGUAGGCAUCAACCUGGCAGAUUUGGGAACUCAGAUUUCUCAUCUCCAGGUUUUUGCAAACCACCCCAUAGGAAGGUGGUUUACAGGGCGUACAUAAAUUGAUCACUUGCCCAUAAUAGACCUUUCAUAAAGGAAACCAGAUUUCAGAUUAGAAGUUUGUUUGGUGAGAGAAAAGUUACAGCAAAAAGAUGUAAAAAUGUUUCAUUUGGUCUCCAUGAGGUGUUAAAGGAGCUGGUGUCCAUGUAGGGAUGUUUGAUUCCAAGGUCUAAUAAUUCAGAAACUAAUAAGGUUCUCCUCUCCCUUGUCAUUGCUGAAAUGAUUUAGGCAGAGUUCUUUUUAAGUACUCUUAAAAAAGAAAGAGUACUUUCUUUUGUUCGGUCUUUCCAGAAGCCUCUCAGAUCAUAAUUUGCUCUGCACCUUCCCAACACUUCUGUUUUUAAUUUUGUAGUUAAGCACUUUAACAAAUUGAACAUUCCAUGUGUCAUUCUUAGAACCCUCUUUUUAACAGAGGAUAUUCCCUCGACAGCCUGUGCCUCUUGUUUAUCUUUGUCCACCACUGAUCACCCAUAUACUGAUCACAGUGAUUGGAAUGUGACCAGUGAACUCAGGAGAUGGCCACUGACCUAAAAUGCUCUCAGGGUAGCACCACUGUUGAACAAGUGGCUGUUGUCAGAGGCUGAGACAGCACGUAACAGAAGGCUGAAGAGUAUCUGCACAGUAGGACCACACCCCCUUCCUUUCCAUCCCACUCACAUGAUAGGCCCUUUGUUGACAGAUAGAAAAGUAGAUAUUGGAAUGGGGAGAUUGUGACAGUUUACUUAAUUUCUUCAAAUAAACUUUGCCCUGAAACCU
This is a messenger RNA of Odobenus rosmarus divergens (Pacific walrus), 9800 nucleotides long. It is a transcript of the gene SYNGAP1, whose product is annotated as synaptic Ras GTPase activating protein 1. The coding region runs from base 193 to 4230 and encodes 1345 amino acids. Gene Ontology annotation, biological process: regulation of GTPase activity; negative regulation of Ras protein signal transduction. The record is from RefSeq and is a predicted model, not a curated record. NCBI's taxonomy places the organism in Eukaryota, Metazoa, Chordata, Mammalia, Carnivora, Odobenidae. The transcript is spliced from 19 exons.